Messenger RNA from Dicrocoelium dendriticum, 5465 nucleotides. Lineage: Eukaryota; Metazoa; Platyhelminthes; Trematoda; Plagiorchiida; Dicrocoeliidae. The record is from the annotation of a GenBank genome assembly.
GCUCUUAGUUACCUAGGUUUGGCAUAAUGAAUGGCGAUACAAACCGUUUUUAAGUAGACAGAGUUAUGCUUUUUUCUUGCCUAUUCGCUUUUCCUACUUGUUGUUAACAGUAGCUUAUCUACUGACAGAGAUCUACUUCGUCCCCCCCAGCUGAGUGCGGCUUCCGUCUUGUCUUCAGUCGUGAUUGAUGGAUCAUUAUGUCUACUCUUCUAGAGGUGGAUUAUCAGAUACAGCCGUAUCAAUUCCUAGAAGCCACGCCAAACUAAAACGAGAAAAGAAUGAUUUUUUAAAUGAAGAAAGCAAGUUAGCCACUCUCAAAAUCCCUCGGCAGUGUUCUCCGAACGAGGUUGGUCUUGCUGCUCACUCGGGUGCGAACGCUAUGAGUGUAUUGCCACGUCUCCUGCGAACCAUAGCCAAUACUAACAACCGUGAUACAAAUGGUGCCGUGUUAACCUCCACAGCCGCCUCUGGUCAUUUGCCCGUUAUCAACGGCAAUGCGGACAGUGACAUUCGUAUUGUUUGUACCCGCAGCGUCUCAGCAAAUGACACAGAUGCUUCCUCCUCCUCCUCCAUUGCACCGCUCAUCUCCACUCCUUCAUCCGUUCCCACGUCAUCUAUCAUCUCGUUUCUAACCCCCAGUCAGUUAGGUCCUGUGGCUGCGAUGGCGGCAGCAACCCUGUCUGUUCCUAGCACGACGACUACUCCUGUGCCCGAGAAUUCAGAACCUUCUGGUUUGGUUACCUUAGCUACCGCCAGCAGUAUGUUUGAAAAAGAAUGGCUUGCUCGUGCUGUGUCCGCCAAUGAAAGCAGCAAUGCGGCCCAUUCUACCGAUGCCUCAGACUCCACACUGGCACCGACUAAUUUGAUUACAUUGACAGUGGAACCGAAUGCAGUCGAAACCAAUCCAGAUGGAUCCCCACCGUUGGUAUUUCGAACUAUCUCUUCCUCAUCGCCACACACACAAACUAACGGGUCCACUCCGGUCACCCCGACUGUCAUCGACGUUCAGCGAACAUUGAGUUGUGGUCUGGCGGCAUUCUUUCGUGAAACUCAGAAGCAGCGUUCUGCAUCCUCAACGCCUCUCGAAUUGCCUCUUAAUUCGGCACUGUUUCCCGUGACUCCAGAUUCUGGUCUCGGGAGCUCAUGCACUGAAGAAAUUCGUGAUACUUCUCUUAACCAAUUAACUCCCAAUUCCGUUUCUACCCUCGUCACUCUUAAUCCGUGCCUGCAAGCCACGGCACCCAGUACUGGCCAGGCCACUGAAUCAACCGAAUCGACACCUCCCGCGGAAACUGGUGGCUGUGACACUGAGGGUCCGGAAUCCGUUUCAUCACCGCCCACUGCUUUCAUAUCACUUCAACCAGCUCCCGGCUCAAUUCUCAGUUCCUCUGAUUUACAACAACUCAUGGCGAGUAGCGAGUUUAUGACCUCGGCUGCGCGGCAAACCUUACUCGGUUCAUCUCCCGAUGGGACAACUCGACAGUUGUAUUUGUUAGUGCCAAGCGACUACCCGGUGAUAAUGUCGCGGGCCUCCACGAACCACACAUCAAGUAACUCGUAUCCAUCUCCUCCCAUGCUGGACUCUGCGAAUAGCUCAGCACCAAUAUUGGAGGCUAUUUCACCGGGGAUCGAACCGGACGAUAGUAACGCUCACUUGUCACGAGCGCCUCUUCCAGCCACAAAUUCUCAAUCGGUCACGGUAGCACUUCCACAGCUUGCUAGCGCAAUUCUCCCUCCCAUCAGUUCGACUGGCACAGCACUUUCCACCCUAAUUGCUGGAUUCGAGAUGCGAAACCAACCGUCACAGUCGAGGUAUCCAUUAACCGCUGUUGUAUCGAAUUCUCCAUCGCCGUGGUCCAACGCAACUACGACGGUUCAAUCCACCAAUUCUCCAAGGUUGCGACUUCCCACUCAUCUUUCGGGUGUUUCUUUGUCCGAUCAGACAGGUAUUUCGACCAACCACGCGACUACAUACCUGACUGCUUCUGGCAAUGGUAUCACCGAACUAUUGGGUGCUGUAAAGUCCGAUCCAGACAUGUACACUCCCAAUGGACAUCCUUAUCCUUCCCUGGUUGAAGAUGCGAACCGAUUCCGCUCCUACGCUGCCUAUGCUCAAGCAACCGGAACGCAUGAACUUCUUGUCGGUGCAGGUAGAACCAACACAUUAACCACCACUUCUGCAGCCAACAAUUCCGCUUUCUUUCAAUCAUCGGAAUUGUCCAGCUCAAUCGUUGUUCCCCCGUCCAGCCUCCUCACCCCCACCCCUAUCCGUAGUGGCGCCAAUAUGGUUGGCAAUGCUAAUUGUCCCGGCGGAAGCAAUAUCCACAGCGGUGGUAGCAAUAGUAGCAGUAGUGGUAGUGUCGUGGACUCUAUCGUCAACACGCAUUUACUCUCUUCUCCGAAUUUACCCCGAGUGAAUGCUGCCUUCAACCCGACUGGUAGUGCCAAUGGUGGUGGUGGGCUGUCUGUGUCCUCAGCUACCUCCGGUGCACCCAUGCUACCCGCCAACUCUAAAGUCGCCGGUGCUUCAUUGGAAGAAUGUCGUCGAAACAUGGCAAAUAGUCUCCUCAAUGCCAAUCGCAACGACCAGGGCCCUACCACGUAUUUGGAGCAUCUCAACCCCGAAUCGAAAGAUAUUCGCCGCAGAGUCAGUCAUAAUGAAGUUGAGCGAAGGCGCCGUGACCGGAUCAACACGUGGAUUAGCGAAUUGUACAAACUUCUUCCCCCGGAUGAACAGGCCAAAUCACAGUACCAAAGCAAGGGCAUCGUGCUGAAACGAGUGUGUGAAUACUUUCAAAACGUGGACAGUAUGCUGAAAGCUGCCAACGCGGCUGUCGAGCAAGCACGUGUCGAAAACAGCUUACUGGCACAACGCAACCGGGAAUUGCAACAGGAAAAUCAGCUACUUUCCGCUUCACUGCACUUAGGCGCGGCGGCCGCUGCUGCUCAUUUGAAAAAUCGCCAACCACGUGCUAACAGUUUGCACGCUCAUCUGGCCGAAGAAGUCACCGGGGCUGGUGACAGCAGAACAUCGUUGAAGGAGCCACCGGAAUCAACCGAAUAUCCAUCCACAUUGACCGUGUUCACUGUGAAUACGAAUACGGACUACGAUCAUGGACCCGGUUUUAACCAAACGAAUUCCACCUGCUUAGUCCCUACUCCUUCGUCUGCGGCCAAUUUCGUCACGUUGUCCACUUCAAACACCAAUCCGUCUAACAUGUUUGCAGUUCACGCGGUGUCCAACUCCACUUCGACCAUCUCGUCCACAGUGGUCAACCCUGUGACUCGGCCACUAACCUUGCCCAGCCUAGAUCUCGUGGCUAACCACACCGACAGUCGUCUUGAAUGAAUUUAGACUUCCGUUCCCCGGAUCCACGCAGUGAUUUUCGAAGGACUUCUAGGUUUCCUUCCUCUUUCCAGACGCACCCUUUCAACGUUCACUUCAUGCGCUGCCAUCAUAUAUUAUGGAUGCGCAGUUGGUUCCCGUUCGAGUGGCCACUAACUUUCACGAAACAAUAACACGUUGCACCAAGUAAAACUCAUCUUGUUUCUCCAUUCGCGGCCAAAUCUGUGCCACGGUCCAAUUUUCAUUGACUGCCUUGCUUACUUCUCUAUGCGUUCUUUCCACUUGUCUGUGUCACACGAAUCCCCCAUCUCCUCUCUGCUCUCCACCGUAGCAACUGUCCUCCUUGAUUUCGACCUGCUGAAUUUUCCACUCCCCCGUUCUCUCAUCUUCAUCCAUCACUUUGUGGACCAUCCAGGCACAGGUUGUCUGUUGAAGUUCAUGUUCUAUUUCUCCUCUUGUCGUGCACUCACUCUGAGUAAACACACCCACACAGACUAUGCCGGUCAGGCUUUCAAAUUUCGAGCUCACCUCGUCAUUUGUCAUACAUUAUUGUUUCCUGGUGAUUUCAUACAACCAUAGCUGUCUGUCUACCCAUUCAUCUACAACGGAUGCUUGUAUAACACCCUUGCCCCGCACCAAGUUCGUGCACGCGUCUGUGAUAGUAUGGUUUCGGUGCAUGUGCAGUAGACCACCCUUUGUGCUUCCAUCACCUCACUUUCAACCCCUACCCCGGCCCCCCCCGUACUCUGUGUUGUGUAGUCUGUUGCGUUCAGGCUUGUGACUGGUGGCACAGUCCAUCGUUCCAACUGGGCUUCGCGAUUCCCACUCAGUGGUGUGUUGUUCAUCCGCGCGCGUGUGCGUGUGUACAUGUGCCCUACGUUUAUAUUUGCACUUUUGCGCUCUUGUUUGUCCGAUUUAACUUCUUAUUUUCGUGCCAACGCGCCCACUCUCAUUCGACGUGCGUUGCUCCACCGAGCGGGAACAACAGCCACACGUCGCAGAUGUCACAAACUGCUGUGAAGUAAUCCUCCUUUUUCACUCCUUUCUGCUCAUUGCGUCUUUCAUCGAUUCGUUCCGCCGUCGUCGUCGUUUGCGCACACCGAGUGCACAGUUACGAAAGCAAGUGCUCACACGCACGCACACACACGCAUGUGGGCAUCGACUCGAACGGUUCCUAUUUGGCGCCCGUUUUGUUCUUCUUCCCCCACUCCACCUAACCAGUGCUCUAGUUUCUGCUCAUUCUUGUUCACCAUUUUACGCCGGUUUGUGUUCACCCAUUGCUGCUCACUUAGCUAUCUGUUUAUCUACUCCCGUCCAUCUUCCGCACACCCACUAUGGUCCAUUGUGCGAAGUUUUGUGUGUUAGGCUCUGUGCUCUCCAAUCUCGAGUGUUUCUACUCACUACAGUUUCCCUUUUCAUCCUAGGAAUUCGUUGAUUCUGCCUUCACCAGGCUCUGAUAAAACAGCUGCCCCUUGCCUCUUCUUGUUUCCUGUCAAACGCCCUUCGUUUUAUCUCGCGCUAGCGUUCUUAUGUAACUCUUCUAACUGGAUCUUUCGGUAUGCUAGGUUUUGUAUACUUCUCUCUCUCUCUCUCUCUCUCUCUCUCUAAUCUCUUCUACCAUAAACAUCGACUUUAUCGUUGCAUGCCGUCGCUACACAUCCCACGCAGACUUACACGUGGUUUCUUGCCUUUGGACUCACUCCACUUCGUAGCUUGCUCCACCCUCACUUCACAUCACCGUCAUUAUAAUGAAUUCCAACCACAUGGGACUGCGAUGCUCCCAGGAACAUCAAGUCGUCGUCGGCUCGCACGCGUCCUUCUCGUUUCUGUGGAUAUGCUGAAGGUCUCUUGAUUUAAGCACAGCCGAGACACAACUACGAUGCACCUGCUAGCCGUCGAUUACCGUCUUUCUCCAUCGCAAGAUUCUGGUAUAUGUGUGUUCGCUUUCUGAAAGGGAACCAAAUCCCUUUUCUCAGUUGCUUCACCCUCUUUCUCUUUCUCCACCUGCUCCCAUUUCCUUGUGAUGGCUGCAUUUUGCUAAGCUGUUUUUCCACAUGAACUGUUAGGAUUAAGUGGCCUGUUCUUUUCUCCAAGUGAAUUCAAUGCGUUCGUCUGUUGU